CUAUUCAAAAGUUUAUAUGCAAUGUGCUUAUAUUCUUCAGGUUCGUUGUUUGGUCAAAACAAGCCUACAACAAAUCUCUUUGGUCAGCAAAACACAGGCACUCAAGGUUCACUAUUCGGCCAGAAAUCUACUACUAGCCUCUUCGGUCAAAGCACUCCGGCCGCAGGAACAUCAAUUUUUGUUCAUGUCACAUCAAUGAAUUGUGGUUUUUGUAUCCUUACGUGGCAUAAUAUCACCGAGCUCGAAAUAACCUUGUCUUAUUUAGCGGCAUCCACUGUAAAUGGAACCACUAUCAAAUUCGAGCCUCUGGUGUCUUCUGACACAAUGAUGAAAAACGGCUCCCAGACUACAAUACAAACCAAACACAUGUGCAUAACGGCUAUGAAAGCUUACGAAGGCAAAAGUAUUGAGGAACUUCGAAUAGAUGAUUACAUCGCCAAUAGAAAAACACCGUCAACAAGUGGUGGCUUGUUUGGUAGUUCAACGGCGACUAAUGCUGGUACUAGCAUAUUUGGUAGCACUCCUGCCAAGCCAUCGCUAUUUGGUUCAUCUACUUCAACUACGUCACCGUUUGGCGCAACACAAGGAAGUACAAACACAGGAGGAUUGUUUGGUUCAAAUACGGCCACAACGAACACAGGUAGCCUGUUUGGCAAACCAGCCGGAACGAGCGCAUUUUCUUUUGGAACCCCUUCAAAUACGACAUUUGGUCAAACUACUACAGGCAGUCUUUUCGGCAACACUCAGAAGCCAGGAGGAUUAUUUGGUAGUAGUACUAAUACCACAGGUCAGCUUACAAAUAAAACUGUUGUAUUGGGUCUAGGCUUAUUUUCUUCACUUGCCUGUUCUGUACCCACACUAGGCUCUAAAUUCGUAGUGUUCUCAAGAACUUGCCAAAGUUCGAUGCUGUUGCCAGGUUCCGUAUUUGGAAGCCAACCUGCGCAGCAGAGCACUGGUCUUUUUGGAAGUACGCAACCAGCACAAACGUCACUUUUCGGAGCAAAUACGGCAAACCAGCAGGCAAAUACAAGUAAGCAUGGCAUCUUACUUGGUAUUAUGGACUUAUGUUAUUUCACAAUUCUUUUUGUAGCUUUUGGUGCCGCUGCUCCAACUACUAUAAAUGUCCCCGCUGCUGCUCCAAUCGUACUUGGCUCCGAUGUAAACCAAGCUCAGGUCCGCUUCAUGUUACAGUCUUUGAUUAGCUUGAGACCUGUUUGUGAAAUACAAAUGGCACUUCUGGAUGCCCAAAUAGCAGCGUGUCCCUAUGGUGAUUCGCCCUUGCUGAAGAUGGGUACUGUAAAGGACACUGAUGAAACGCCGAAUCCAAUAAGUACUCAAAGGCAGUUGAAGUUUUUGGCGGCAAAAAGCGCUAAAUCGUCCCCUUUAAAUGCAUCGAUGAUGAAUGGGAGCACCGGUUCAGCUUCCUUGAACGGCUCUCUGAUAUCUUCGAAGAGCUCUUUCUUGCCUAUCGUUCCACCGAAGAAACAACUUACAUACGUACUCUGUCUCCUUACACACCUUUCAUCUUUGACUGUAUUUAAGAAUUCGAUUGGAUGA
Messenger RNA from Haemonchus placei, 1557 nucleotides. The record is from the annotation of a GenBank genome assembly. Lineage: Eukaryota; Metazoa; Nematoda; Chromadorea; Rhabditida; Trichostrongylidae.